AUGGAAGAUGUUGAUUACUUAUCUUUGACAGCACACUUUAUUGAUGAUGAUUGGCAAUUAAAGAAGAAAGUUCUGAAUUUUAUAAUGGUUGACCCUUCUCAUACAGAAGACAUGCUUUCAGAAGUUAUCAUGACAACAAAUAUUAUUAAAUUGAUGGUUCAAUAUGCCUUGGAAGCACUGUUGGAGGUAACCCAUAAGAUUCGGGAAAGCAUUAAGUAUGUUAGAAGUUCACAAUCAACACAGGAAAAGUUCAACGGGAUGGUUCAUCUUGUGAGCAUUGAUAGUCAGAAGUGCUUGUGUGUUGAUAAUUCAACACGAUGGAACUCAACAUAUUUCUUGGUUGAAGCUGCUUUAGUGUAUAAAGAUGUGUUUUCUCUUCUGCAAGAACAUGAUCCCAUUUACACAUUGUGUCCAUCUGAUAUAGAGUGGAGCAGAGCAAGUGCCAUUACCGGCUAUUUGAAGCUCUUUGUUGAGAACUCGGAUACUUACCUUAGUUCUCUAGCCUUGAAGAUGAAAAGUAAAUUUGAUGAAUAUUGGAAGAAGUGCAGCUUGGCUUUGGCAGUUGCAGCAAUAUUAGAUCCUCGGUUCAAGAUGAAGUUGGUAGAGUAUUAUUAUCCUCAAAUUUAUGGCAUGAGUGCUUCUGAUUGUAUUGAUAUUGUUUCUAAUUGUAUGAAAACACUUUACAAUGGGCAUGCCAUUUGCUCCCCAUUAGAUUCUCAUGGUCAAGGCUUGUCUUGUCAAGUAGGCGGUGAUGGUGGGGGUGGUAAUGAAUCUAGGGAUAGACUGACGGGCUUUGACAGGUUCCUCCAUGAAACUUCACAGAGCCAAAACACAAAAUCAGAUUUGGACAAAUACUUGGAGGAACCACUUUUUCCUCACACUGUGGAUUUCAGCAUUUUAAAUUGGUGGAAAGUUCACACACCAAGGUAUCCCAUUCUAUCUAUGAUGGCCCGCAACAUUUCGGGAAUUCCCAUGUCAAAAGUUUCAUCGGAGUUUGCAUUCAACACUGGAGAUCGAAUGCUUGAUCAUUACCGGAGUUCACUGAGAUCAGAUACUGUGCAAGCCCUAAUGUGUGCACAAGACUGGAUGCGGAAUGAACCUGAAGGUUAG
This is a messenger RNA of Camellia sinensis, 1110 nucleotides long. The record is from RefSeq and is a predicted model, not a curated record. NCBI's taxonomy places the organism in Eukaryota, Viridiplantae, Streptophyta, Magnoliopsida, Ericales, Theaceae.